AUGGCGAAUGGAAUCUUCAACUCCACAUACUACGGCAAGGACUACCGGGCCGGCGCUGCCCUCCUGCGUGCCCGCCGCCCAUACCUCUUCAAGAACGCUUUCACCGGCUUCGGUCUAGUUGUCUUCACAAUUGGCGUCUGUAUGUACCGCCGAUACUGCCCCUGUCUACUAUUGCACAGCUCCUGCGAGAACAAGUCCCAUACCGUCGCGCUGGUUGUCACCGAAUCAUUCCACCCACCACCUUGCGGACGGGACAGCACAGCAUAUUUCCCCGAAUCACCUACAUGA
Penicillium odoratum is the source of this 288-nucleotide messenger RNA. RefSeq lists its product as uncharacterized. NCBI's taxonomy places the organism in Eukaryota, Fungi, Ascomycota, Eurotiomycetes, Eurotiales, Aspergillaceae. The record is from RefSeq and is a predicted model, not a curated record. Bases 1 to 288 code for a protein of 95 amino acids. The transcript has 2 exons.